Messenger RNA from Entelurus aequoreus (snake pipefish), 4503 nucleotides. RefSeq names its product oocyte zinc finger protein XlCOF8.4-like. The transcript is spliced from 5 exons. Gene Ontology annotation, biological process: regulation of transcription by RNA polymerase II. NCBI's taxonomy places the organism in Eukaryota, Metazoa, Chordata, Actinopteri, Syngnathiformes, Syngnathidae. The coding region runs from base 299 to 3808 and encodes 1169 amino acids. The record is from RefSeq and is a predicted model, not a curated record. Gene Ontology annotation, molecular function: RNA polymerase II cis-regulatory region sequence-specific DNA binding; DNA-binding transcription factor activity.
AUGCGCUUUGCGGCAAAGUCCUCCUUUACUCCACACACGCUUCUAAGCCUCGGCACAUCUCCUCACAUCGCUACUAACUACACUUUAUUCAUCCUCCGUGUCAGGAUAAACUCCACUCGUCUCAGUCAACUUUGGAGAUUAUUAGGCCCGCUUAGCUUGCUAGUUGUUUUAGCGCGCUAGUUAGCUCAGCGUACUAGUUAGCUUAGCUUGUUAGCUGCUAACAAAGCGACGCGGAUUUGAUCAACACAUCGCUUAGUUAAGAUCAAGUGUGAGUGUAAAGUGUUGUGAUUGUGUGAAAAUGUGCGAAAAGUGUUGUGAUUGUGUGAAAAUGUGUGAAAGAACGAUAGCAGAGUACAAAGACGAACUUUUUCGGACAAAAGAAGAGAACAAAAGACUACGUCAACUACUGGAGGCUGUUUUCAAGAAACCUCAAGUUGUGUUACACAGAACAGACGUCUGUGAAAUAUAUCGUCCACCUGAGCAGCAGGAGGGGUCCUCCAGUGUGGAGCAGAAGAGGUCACAGCACCUCCACGUGAAAGAAGAAGAGCCACAGUCCUCCCACAUUAAGAAGGAAGAGGAAUACCCACUUAUCCCCCAUUUUAAAAAGGAAGCGGAGGACCCACUGACACCCCAUUUUAAAGAGGAAGAGGAGGACCCACUGACACCCCAUUUUGAAGAAGUGGUGGAUCCACUAAGCCCUCACAUUAAGGAGGAAGAGGUGGACCCACUGACCCCUCACAUUGAGGAUGAAGAGGAGGACCCCCUGACCCCUCACAUUAAAGAGGAAGAGGAGGAACACAGCAUCAGUCAGCAGGGAGAUCAUCUUGAUGGACUGGAGGAGGUUGAUGUCACCAAGAUGCCAGUGACUGGUGUCCCUGUGAAGAGUGAAGAUGAUGAGGUCAAAGGUGAAAGUGAGGAGAAGAGAGAGGCGGAGCCUCCAAGCAGCAGCUCAACUCAACACAUGACAACAGAAGCUGAUGGAGACCACUGUGGAGGAUCACAAGCAGACAAGCUCUUAGCUCCACUAUCAGAUAGUGAGGACACAACGUCACACUCUCCUGACACUGAUGAUGAAGACUCUAAAGAUGAUAAGACAUGUCACACUGACAACACACACUUCACAUGUUCUCACUGCGAAAAAACCUUUAAAUACCAUAGUCGUCUGAUAGAACACAUGAGAAUACACACUGGAGAAAAACCUUUUUCGUGUUCAAUCUGCGGUAAAGCUUUUACGCAAAGGCCCAAUUUCCAAGCACACAUGAGAAUACACACUGGAGAAAAAAAAUUUUCCUGCUCAGAAUGUGGUAAAAGUUUUGUAAGAAAUGGAAAUUUGAAAUCACACAAGAGAACACACACUGGAGAAAAACCUUUUUCCUGCUCAGAAUGUGGUAAAAGUUUUGCAGUAAGUCAAAGUUUAAAAGAUCACAUGAGAACACACACUGGAGAAAAACCUUUUUCCUGCUCAGAAUGUGGUAAAAGUUUUCUAAUAAAUCAAAGUUUAAAACAACACAUGAGAAUACACACUGGAGAAAACCCCUUUUCCUGCUCAGAAUGUGGCAAAAGUUUUGUAAAAAAACAAAAUUUAAAAGUACACAUGAGAAUACACACUGGAGAAAAAACUUUUUCCUGCUCAGAAUGUGGUAAAAGUUUUGCAAAAAAUCAAAAUUUACAAGUACACAUGAGAAUACACACUGGAGAAAACCCUUUUACCUGCUCAGAAUGUGGUAAAAGUUUUCUAAUAAAUCAAAGUUUAAAAGUGCACAUGAGAACACACACUGGUGAAAAACCUUUUUCAUGUUCAAUCUGCGGUAAAGAUUUUACUCGAAGGGACAAUUUCAAAGCACACAUGAGAAGGCACUCUGGUGAAAAACCAUACUCCUGUUCAAGCUGCAACAAAAGUUUCCGUUACCUAUACACUCUUAGAGUACACAUGAGAACACACACAGGAGAGAAAGUGUUGAGUUGCAGUGUGUGUGGUGAAAGAUUCUCUUCUGAGUACCAGUGUAAGAAACACAAGUGUGCUAUCGCUAAGCAGAGAUCAAGUGUGAGUGUAAAGUGUUGUGAUUGUGUGAAAAUGUGCGAAAGAACGAUAGCAGAGUACGAGGAGGAACUUUGUCCAACAAAAGAGGAGAAGGAGCGACAACAUCAAAAACAUCAAGUUGUGUUAAACAGAACAGACAUCCAUCAGCUGAUUGAACACCAAGAAGAAUGUCUCCCUCAUCUGCAGGGGGACAGUUUCACUUUAGAGGAUCCACAGCCCUCACAUUUUAAAGGGGACGAGGAGGAUCCACAGCCCCCUUAUAUUAAAGAGGAAGAGGAGGGAGAGUGUCCUGUAGGGCAGGAGGAGGCUGAUCUCACCAAGUUUCCACUGACUGUUGUCUCUGUGAAGACUGAAGAGCAUGAAGACAAACCACCUGAGUCCUCACAGCUUCAUCACAGUCCAAACGUCUGGGAAGGACACCUUCACCCUGAGCAACAGAAGUGGAGUUUCAGGAUGCGGACGGAGGAGCCACAGCCCUCCCACAUUAAGAAGGAAGAGGAAUACCCACUUAUCCCCCAUUUUAAAAAGGAAGCGGAGGACCCACUGACACCCCAUUUUAAAGAGGAAGAGGAGGACCCACUGACACCCCAUUUUAAAGAAGAAGUGGUGGAUCCACUAAGCUCUAACAUUAAGGAGGAAGAGGAGGACCCACUGAGCCCUCACAUUAAAGAGGAAGAGGAGGAACACAGCAUCAGUCAGCAGGGAGAGCAUCUUGAAGGACUGGAGGAGGUUGAUGUCACCAAGAUGCCAGUGACUGGUGUCCCUGUGAAGAGUGAAGGUGAUGAGGUCAAAGGUGAGAGUGAGGAGAAGAGAGAGGCGGAGCCUCCAAGCAGCAGCUCAACUCAACACAUGACAACAGAAGCUGAUGGAGACCACUGUGGAGGAUCACAAGCAGACAAGCUCUUAGCUCCACUAUCAGAUAGUGAGGACACAACGUCACACUCUCCUGACACUGAUGAUGAAGACUCUAAAGAUGAUAAGACAUAUCACACUGACAACACACACUUCACAUGUUCUCACUGCGACAAAACUUUUAAGUACCAUAGUCGUCUAAAAACACACAUGAGAAUACACACUGGAGAAAAACCUUUUUCAUGUUCAAUCUGCAGUAAAGGUUUUAUUCGAAGGGACAAUUUAAAUAAACACAUGAAAAUACACACUGGAGAAAAAAAAUGUUCAUGUUCAAUCUGCGGUAAAAAUUUUAUUCGAAGGGACAAUUUAAAUAAACACAUGAAAAUACACACUGGAGAAAAACCUUUUUCAUGUUCAAUCUGUGGUAAAGAUUUUACUCGAAGGGACAGUUUCAAAUCACACAUGAGAUCACACACUGGAGAAAAACCUUUUUCAUGUUCAAUCUGCGGUAAAGAUUUUGCUGAAAGCAACCAUUUAAAAUUACACAUGAGAAUACACACUGGAGAAAAACCUUUUUCAUGUUCAAUCUGCGGUAAAGAUUUUACCCAAAGGGACCAUUUCAAUGCACACAUGAGAAUACACACUGGAGAAAAACCUUUUUCAUGUUCAAUCUGCGGUAAAGAUUUUAUUAAAAGGGACCAAUUAAAUAAACACAAGAGAACGCACUCUGGUGAAAAACCAUACUCUUGUUCAAGCUGUCACAAAAGCUUUCGUCACCCAAAAUCUAUUAAAGCACACAUGAGAACACACACAGGAGAGAAAGUGUUGAGUUGCAGUGCGUGUGGUGAAAGAUUCUCUUCUGAGUACCAGUUUAAGAAACACAAGUGUGCUGGUGAGAACAGCAGCAGCAAGUGAAGAUGCAGGAUUUGAAAUAAACUGUCAAACUUUAACUUUGAUUUUCUAACAUCAGCACAUAUAACAUGUGUGACAUCAUUGUUGUGUGUGUGACACCAUCUUGUUAAUAUGAUUCUAACAUUUAUAGAUUAGACACUUCAGAUUAGUGCUUUUAUUUCAGUCAAGUACAUGAGUUAAUAUACACAUUUGUGUACUUUAAAAUGAACAGAACAAUUUGACUGAAAAGGUGAGAAUAAACAGUACAUAAAAUAUGUUACAUACAGUAAACAUUUUAAGUGUAGAUAUUCAUAAUUCACUUUUAUACUAAAUAAUGACGUGUUACAUAUUUUAUUUUCUAAUUGUAGAUGAUUCCAUAGAUGAACUCCUUUAAAUGAUGUACAUGUUUGUUUAACAUGUGUUCAUACCUUUUCAAGGUUCAAUCCCUCUUAGUUCAUAUUUACUGGUUCACAUCUGAAACAUCUUCUGGACCACUUCUGGAAGCAUAUUAUUAUUUACUUUAUACAUCAUUUGAGCAGUUGUCUUUUAUACAAGAUCAUUUACUUUUAAAAUGUGUGACUUUAUGAAUCAUUUGUUGGGUCUCUAUAAUCCAUUCUAUUAAUUGUCUUUAUUACUCUCUUGUGUAAUAUGAAUAUUGUUGUGUGAUUGUUUUAUAUGUAUGUCCCCAGACAUUUAUGCAAUAAACAAUGUAUGCUUCA